CGCCUCGGCGCCGCCGACAAGCUGCGGACCGUCCUUCUAGGGAUUAUUUUGCUACCACUCCGUGCCACAUGCAUUUUGUUCAUAUUAUUGCUAGCUUGGGUAUUUGCAUCCAUUGCAACUUUUCGUCACCCUAGAAAAGGAUCUGUACCCCUUAAAGGAUGGAGAAGGAGGAUGAUCCAGAGAGCCCUUUCAUGCCUAACUCGCACCAUAUUCUUCGUGAUGGGUUUCCGAGUGAAGGUGAAAGGGAAAAUAGCCAGUCCGCUGGAAGCCCCCAUCUUCGUCGCAGCUCCUCAUUCCAGCUUUUUCGAUGCCAUCGUUUCUGCCCUAACAGGGAUGCCAUCGAUGGUAUCCAGGGCGGAAAACCUGUCAGCUCCACUAUUUGGCACAAUCCUGAGUUCCCUUCAGCCUGUCUCCGUGUCACGCCAAGACCCCGACUCACGGAAGAACACGGUCACAGAGAUAACGAGCCGGGCCAUGUCAGGGGGCCAGUGGCCACAGAUCCUCAUUUUCCCAGAAGGCACCUGCACAAACCGAUCUUGCCUGAUCACCUUCAAACAAGGUGCCUUCAUUCCACGCGUUCCCGUGCAACCCGUGCUGCUCCGAUACCCCAACAAGCUGGACACAGUGACCUGGACGUGGCAGGGCUAUUCAUUCAAAGAACUGUGCGUCAUGACGCUGUGCCAGCCCUUCACAAGAGUAGAAGUUGAGUUUCUGCCUGUCCACGUUCCCACCGAAGAAGAAAAAAACGAUCCCAUUCUUUUUGCCAACAGAGUCCGAGAAACCAUGGCCACUGCUUUGAAUGUGCCAGUGACAGAUCACACUUUUGAAGACUGCAGGCUGAUGAUCUCGGCAGGCCAACUGACGUUGCCUAUGGAGGCUGGUCUGGUGGAGUUCACCAAAAUCAGCAAGAAACUCAACCUAAAAUGGAAUCAUGUCAGGGAGCAGCUGGAUACCUUUGCUGCCAUUGCAAGUGCCUCCAAAGGGGGAAGAAUUGGAAUUGAGGAGUUUGCAGAGUACUUGAAGCUGCCCGUUUCUGAUGUCCUCAAAGAGCUGUUUCUGCUCUUCGACAGGAACGGAGAUGGCACCAUCGACUUCCGGGAGUACGUGAUCGGUCUGUCUAUCCUUUGUAACCCCGCCAACACAGAGGAGACUAUUCAGAUGGCAUUUAAGCUCUUUGACAUGGACGAUGAUGGCACCAUAACAGAAGAGGAGUUUGCUUGCAUCAUUCAGUCAGCUCUAGGGGUGCCAGAGCUCGAUGUUUCUAAACUCUUCAAAGAAAUAGAUGCAGAUGAAACUGGGAAGCUCUCCUACGAUGAGUUUAAGGACUUUGCGCUCAAGCAUCCAGAGUAUGCGAAGCUGUUCACUACAUACCUAGAGCUACAGAGAUACCAGCUAAGUAUGUCAGAGGAGGAUGACUUUCAGUCACCAGAAGCCGAAGACACUCCUGUUCCCAGGCCCAGCUCAGAAACAGCACCAAUGGCCAGAAAUAAAGUCCACCCUGAAGGCAAUGAAGACGACAACUCCAGUACCUCGGACAAAAAGGAUGACUGAGAACGGUCAAAUAAUUCAGUUCUUGAGCUCUACAGGAAUGUCUUGGCCCAGCUAUUCAUAAGCACAAU
Tinamus guttatus (white-throated tinamou) is the source of this 1619-nucleotide messenger RNA. RefSeq names its product lysophosphatidylcholine acyltransferase 2 (gene LPCAT2). Lineage: Eukaryota; Metazoa; Chordata; Aves; Tinamiformes; Tinamidae. The record is from RefSeq and is a predicted model, not a curated record. Gene Ontology annotation, molecular function: 1-acylglycerophosphocholine O-acyltransferase activity; calcium ion binding; lysophosphatidic acid acyltransferase activity. Gene Ontology annotation, cellular component: endoplasmic reticulum.